AUGGAUAAGGAUGUGCUGACUACCCUGAAGAUCCUCAUCAUUGGUGAGAGUGGGGUGGGCAAGUACAGCCUGCUCUUGAGGUUCACAGAUGAUACGUUUGAUCCAGAACUUGCAGCAACAAUAGGUGUUGACUUUAAGGUGAAAACAAUUUCAGAGGAUAGAAAUACGGCUAAACUUGUAAUAUGGGAUACUGCUGGUCAAGAGAGGUUUAGAACAUUAACUCCCAGCUAUUACAGAGGUGCACAGGGUGUUAUAUUAGUUUAUGAUGUCACAAGAAGACACACAUUUGUUAAACUGGAUAAUUGGUUAAAUGAAUUGGAAGCAUACCGUACAAGAAAUGACAUAGUACAUUUACUUAUCAAAAUUGAUAAGGAAAAUCGUGAAGUCAACAGAAAUGAAGGUCUGAAAUUUGCACAAAAGCAUUCCAUGUUAUUUAUAGAGGCAAGUGCAAAAACCUGUGAUGGUGUACAACAUGCUUUUCAAGAACUUAUUGAAAAGAUCAUUCAGACCCCUGGAGGAAAUUAA
Messenger RNA from Saimiri boliviensis boliviensis (Bolivian squirrel monkey), 525 nucleotides. The record is from RefSeq and is a predicted model, not a curated record. NCBI's taxonomy places the organism in Eukaryota, Metazoa, Chordata, Mammalia, Primates, Cebidae.